Medioppia subpectinata is the source of this 2401-nucleotide messenger RNA. NCBI's taxonomy places the organism in Eukaryota, Metazoa, Arthropoda, Arachnida, Sarcoptiformes, Oppiidae. The record is from the annotation of a GenBank genome assembly.
AAUGCCUCUGUCUAUGUUUGUGGCGGAGGACUCUUCGGCGCCCCAGGGAUACAAUGUGGUCCACACCACCAAACCUAAGCUCGAUUGGGCCGAUAUGGUCGACGACCUCGAGUUGGAUGAUAAAUUCACUCUGAAUUACAAGAAAGAGCCGAACAAAGUAUUGCUGCCGUCGGCGCCCAAAGCCACGCGCGGACCCGACAUUGACAUGACUCGAGUGCCGUCUGACCCGCCAUUCAAAGCCUAUUUAGGAAACCUCCCGUACGACGUGACCGAUCAGGAGAUCACCAGAUAUUUCGGAAAACUCAGUAUAAUAGACGUCCGUUUGCCGCUAUAUAAUGGCCGACAGCGAGGCUUUGCUUACGCGGAGUUUGAGAACAGGGAAUCAUUGGUUGACGCGCUCGCGAAGAAUGGAGACAUGUUUCGCAACCGACAGCUGAAAGUGGGUCUUCCAGGAGAUAAUGCCGACGGCAGUAGUGGUGGUCGAGAAGGCAGACCCGAACGGGAGGAACGAACGGACAGGACUGCCGGCGACUGGAGAACCGCUCCUCGAGAAGAGGAGAGCCCACGAGAUAAUCCCCGCGAAGCCCCUCGAGAUCGGGAUAACUAUGGCUUCAGGAACGGCAUGAGUGACUCGUUUCCGGACAGACGGUCGCAACGAAAUGAUUACAAUUCGGAUCGGAGUUCCGGUUUUGGCCGAAACUUCAGCGACGGGCGCUCGGAUGGCGACUCAUCGUUCAGAUCGACUCAUCAAUCGACUGAUAGAGAGAGACAUUUUACACCCUAUGAGGGAAGAAAUAGUUAUUCAAACGAUCGCAACGACCGAUCGUAUCGGUCUCACGACGACCGCGACUCCGAUCGACCCAACAAUCGUUAUGGCAAUCGAAACGAUAGGAGCGACGGUUACGGCGAGUCUAAUGAUCGCGGAUAUGGCGGUCGACGCUAUGACGACAGGUCUUCGGAGGGCACAAGAAAUGACAGUCGAAGAGAUUUCGAUCGAAACAGAAGAGAUGGUUCCGAAUACGAGUCACGCAAUACUUCUCCCCCGCGUGAGGAGUCGUCGCGACCGUCAGAGAGGCCGAGAUUGCAAUUAAAGCCGCGAACGAAACCCAUAACCGAAGGCAAUGAUAAUGUGGCGAAUUCUGCGAUAUUCGGCGGCGCAAAGCCUGUGAAUACAGCCCUUAGGGAACAGGAGAUCGAGAAGAAACUCCUCAAAGAGAAAGAAGAUUCGGACAAAAAGUUAGAAAGUAGUGGUGAACGCGAGAGUCGGACCCGACGUAUUAGUUCCAGCAGUAAUGUUAGCGCCAAUUCUCGGUCACGAAAGGGCUCGGAUUCGCGCGAUUACGACGAGAACAGAGGCGGCGGUGGAGGCCGUCAAAGGAAGUCGAGUGAACGCGAAGGCAGUGACAGCCAUGAAAACGGACCAAAAUAUACUGUCAUGAGUCGCAAAGAAGGCGGUAGCGGUAGAGAAGGUGACUCUCGACCGGCAAACUCUCGCGAUAGAGAGCAACGAUCGUAUGGCAGAGACGGGAGGGGAGGGAACAGCGGACCCGCUCGCGAGGGAACGGCUCGUAAUAACUACAACAACAAUAACAAUAGGGAUCGGCGUAAAGACAAAGAUGGAAGGGAUAGGUAUGACUCGCACGACAGACCGCCGCGAAUGUCGCAGACUUCGAGCGGUGAGGAGGAGGAACGCAAACAACAGGCUUACAUAACAUCUAAUAAAUUCGCACAUUUGAACGACGAAGAGGACGGCGGCGGCGCUAACCCGACCAACGACUAAACCGUCGACUUAUUUUCACUGAAUAUUUUUAUUUUGAAUUUCGAGAGCAAAUCGCAAUUGUAUUUGAAUGUCAUGUUUUGUCGUGUUUUUCUUAACUGCAAAACUGUUUAUAAUUUUAUUUGAAUUUUCUCUCUUUUUCCAGUUUUAUUACAUUAUAUUAAGAAUAUAUUUAAUGAUAAUUUGAAAAUAUUAGGCAUUUUUGUCAUAUUUUUUGUUUGUUUGUUCUUUUGUUGAACUAAUUUAUUAUACGGCCAUUGAGUAAACCAUUUGUCAAAUAUUCUCCCGAUAUUUACGGCUAAUUAUUUUAAUAGAUUUUUUAUUAAACGUAUAUACAAUUGAGAGUUAAUAAUCGACUUUAAAUUAAUUGUAAAUUAUUUAACUAUUUCUUUGUAUAACAAAGACAUCCGUUGUGUAUAACAAUUGAUUAGAUAUGAAUUAUAGCCAUACGAUUGGAGUGAUGGCAAUGACGGCACUGUUGGCCAAAUAUAUGUAUUUUAGUAGCAAAAGCACUCAAUCUUUAUAUCUGAUAUUAUUUUCCAAAUUUCUAUUAUGUAUUAUAAUUUAUAAAUCAAUACAUAAUAAUAAAAAUUAUAUAUUAUUCAGUUUUAAUACAAAACAAAA